UUAGACACACGCUGUUAUCAUGAAAGAGGUAUGAUUAUCUUUACUGAAAAAUAAACGAAUAACAAUAUUUGUCUGGGUGGUAAACGUAAAGAAGCAAACAGUUAUCUCGAAUCUCGAAAUGGCUGCAAGGCUGCACCUGCUCCUGAGCCUGCUGGUUUGGCAGCUUUCAUCGUUCUGUGUGCAUUCCUGGACGCCUGCUGGAGUGAGUUUUGUCGGCAUCGGUUACAACAUACUAGAUGGUAAUCCUGAUGGAGGAGAUCCUAAUGCAGGAGGAGUCGAUCCAGGGCUGUUAGUAACCAGAAGGAUAUUAGAGUUUAGUUAUGAAGACGGUAACCUUUCAGAGGAUGGUAUUUACCCGAUUCCCGAUGAAGUCCUUUUUAGCCCAAGAGAUAGCUGUUCGGAAGUAGAAACAACCGAGAUAUUUGAAGGAACAAAAAGUUACCAAGAAAAGUUAGAACGAGAUAUUGAUUAUUCUUUCUCAGGCGAUCACAUUCUGCUUGGUUAUCAAUUUUCUAAAAGUGGAAGAUAUGAAAGAAUCUAUGAAUCAACCGAAUACCAGAAGAAAGUCUUCCAUGAUUAUAAAAAGGUGUGUAAUAAAGGACAAGCCAGGUACCUGACUGAACUUGCUGCAAUUGACGGGUACGAGUUAGCCAGGGAUUUUGUGGCAUCAGCUUGUGCCCUACCAGAAGUUUACGACGAGGCAGAGUAUAUGAAUUUUCUGGAUUUGUGGGGAACGGAUAUUGUCGUUGAAGUUGACCUAGGAACCAAAUUAUCGAACCGAUCUGAGAUCUAUCAAACAGACUUUGUUUUCUACGCAAUGAAAGAGAAGAGUAAUACCGUCUCCCCGGGUGGCAACUUCCUCACUUACAAGGGGUCUGUUGUGGUGGACAUGAACAAAUUCCGUCAGGAAUCUGGACAAGAGACAACUUUCGGUUCGUAUCAAGAACUAAUCUCUGUUGGCACUCCCGAUCUACCUGAACCAAUCUCCGUCAAGCUAAUGUACAUUUCCGAUGUAUUUCAUUCUAAAUAUUGGAGCCAAAUUGACAGCUACGUUAGCAGCGGAUCUUGCAAUGCUGACCAUUCCAGUCAGUUGGCCGCCAAGAAACAGAAUGUUUUCACUGCAUUGACCAACUACGGAAAAUGGAGGAAUGCUCUUAUCUCCGAUGAUCCUCCAGUUCAGAUUCCAAUCACAUGGCCAAUCGGCACAUACUCUCUCCCGAUGGUGGAAUCUAAAGGUACCGGUUGUCCCGACAGUCACUUCUCCUGGAAGGCUGGGUCGAGAUUCCAGGACACUGAAAACUAUUUGUCUGACAACCACUGGUCCGAUCCCUGUCACCUCAGAGGACCUUACAAGAGAAAUGACAUCACUCAGAAUUUCUGCUCCAAGACGGUGGAAUACGAAGACAGCUAUCAAUGGGAAUGGGGAGAGGGUACUUAUUGUAUCUUCAAGAAAGGGACAUCCUGUCCAGCAGGUUUUGACGAAGGUUGGAUAUACUGGAACGACGAAAACACAUUUAACAGCAACUGGUUAAGUGGCGAGCUACCAACCGGUAUCUACGACGAAGAUACACAGAUCUAUUUCUGCUGCCGUGAAGACGGUUUUGCUACUAAUCCAAUUUACAUGCCCAUUGAUGACGUGUUCUUCCUGUUCAAGAAAAAUCAUCUCUGUCAAGAAGUAGCCGGCAUGACGUACGUAGAGGAGUACAUGGAAUGGGAUAACGAAAACGAGAUCUUCGAUGGAAGAACAAUGGGCGGGUCUUAUCCAUAUAACACUGACAAGUCCGAGAACCACAUAUUGCAUUAUUGUUAUUACUACCCUAAAGCCUAAAAUAAUUUUCUUUUAUUGCAUUGUUAAGCCUACUCUAAUAUGACAACGUUAUUGAAUCUACUUUGUAUAAUCCUAUAUUGGCCUAAUCAAGAAAUCAUAAACGAUUGUUAUAGACAAAUACCCAAUCAAUUUAUUUAUUUUUAUUUAUUUUUUAUUUAAAACAUUUUUAGGCAGGAUAACAUAUACAGGCGAGAUCUUACCGCUGUUUUAUGGUCCUGCAAACACAUAGUACAAUAAAUCAAUAAAGAUGAGUUAUAAAACUAUAUAUAUCAACCAACCGACGAAUCAUGUAAAAAUCAUGUAAACGUAACGCCGUUAAAUAAAGAUAUUUUACAAUCGAAGCAGUAUUUGUUUUAUGUUAUGGGUAGGGCCUAUUAAUUUCGAACUACUGACAUUGUGAGGUAAAAUAAUAGGAACUAGCAUUGUCUUGCUGGUGAUAGUGGUGUAGAGUGUUGUAUAGAUGAAUAAUGUAAUAAAACCAGAACAAGUA
Anneissia japonica is the source of this 2318-nucleotide messenger RNA. RefSeq lists its product as uncharacterized. The transcript is spliced from 8 exons. Gene Ontology annotation, cellular component: membrane. Gene Ontology annotation, molecular function: wide pore channel activity. Lineage: Eukaryota; Metazoa; Echinodermata; Crinoidea; Comatulida; Comatulidae. Bases 119 to 1828 code for a protein of 569 amino acids. The record is from RefSeq and is a predicted model, not a curated record.